AUGGCAGACUUCUCCUCAACCCACCACCACUCUCUCCUCAAGAUGCCCGCAGUCUUCACCACCAAUGACGCCUCCACCCCGAACAUCUCGAGCUUCUUGCUUUACAACCAAACCAGCCAUGGCCAGCCUCCAGCACCAGCAAAUGCAUGUGCGGCCAUGGUGGAGGAUGCCUCGCGGGAGAGCUCCUCUGCAGUUCUCGACAAUGCCUCUCUACAGGCCAGUGCAUCUGUGGACAGGAAGAGGAAAGCCACAGAUGACAGCACCACACUUAGCUCUGCUCACUCCAAGGACUGCAAGGAUGGCAAGAGUAGGAGGAAGAGGGAGAAGAGCAGCACCGAGCAGGACCAGGAGGAGGCGCCCAAGGGAUACAUCCAUGUGAGGGCAAGGAGAGGGCAGGCAACAGAUAGCCACAGCCUUGCAGAGAGGGUGAGGAGGGAGAGGAUCAGUGAGAGGAUGAGGUUGCUGCAAACACUGGUCCCUGGCUGUGACAAGGUCACCGGAAAGGCACUCGUUUUGGAUGAGAUCAUCAAUUAUGUGCAGUCCCUGCAGAACCAAGUUGAGUUCCUGUCCAUGAGGAUUGCUUCCAUGAGCCCAGUGUUGUAUGGAUUUGGGCUGGACAGUGAUGGCCUCCAUGACCAGGCACAAAAGAUUGGAGGCAUGUUCCAGCAGGAAGCCCUUGCAGUGCCUGCCCCAGCUGCAUCUCAAGCCAUGAUGGACACCGCAUCCUACUCGCUGCAAGGCCAGGGGGGCAUCUCUUUCUCUCAGUCCCAGUCUCAGGUUGGCAUGCAUGCCCUUCAAUUCCUCUCACUUGCUAGACCAUAUGUGCAAGCAAAGCCCCAAAUUAGUAAUGCAUGGCGUCCGUUUUACCCCAACUUCCCGUGCAUCAUUUUUUCAGGACAGUGGCAGUUACCUGAUGCAAUCAGUGGGAGAGCAAAGACAGGAACUGCUCAAUCAAUUGGUGUUCAGCAACACGUGCUCCUUCCAGUAGGGGAAGAGAAAGAGAUGAAGCAACCCAUAUUGACAAUAGGCGCGGGAAUAAUGCUGCAAGAUAGGUAG
This is a messenger RNA of Triticum turgidum subsp. durum (durum wheat), 1056 nucleotides long. NCBI's taxonomy places the organism in Eukaryota, Viridiplantae, Streptophyta, Magnoliopsida, Poales, Poaceae. The record is from the annotation of a GenBank genome assembly.